Molecule: messenger RNA, 2419 nt
Organism: Xenopus laevis (African clawed frog)
Lineage: Eukaryota; Metazoa; Chordata; Amphibia; Anura; Pipidae
Gene: rasd2.L
Product: RASD family member 2 L homeolog
Biological process (GO): signal transduction
Cellular component (GO): plasma membrane
Molecular function (GO): G-protein beta-subunit binding; GTPase activity; GTP binding
Source: RefSeq, marked provisional
GUAAUGUUGGAAGUUACUCAGUCUGUAAUAGCAUCAGAUGAAAGUAUCAAAACUGCAGUGAUUUCUGCUUCCAAACCUUAGCAUGUAUCACAUUGACAGACUUCCACAUGGAACAGAGACUCAGCUUUAAAUAUUCUUUAAAUCUGCUUUACCCACUCUGAAAGACUCAGCACUGAGUAUUUCCAAGGAAAAACCCAAAACAUACUCGGGUUUCUGUCUCCUUGGGGGGAGUAGAUUAGCCCUCUAAGAGCAAACUGUAUAAAUAGACCUGCCUAUGGAGACUGUACUGAGACGUCAGGAUUUGGAGAACAGUGGAAAAGAGCAGAUUUUGAGAGAAGAAAGGCGGAAUCAGCAGCAAUAGCCUUUGUCUGAGAGCGCACCACUAGAAAAGGUUGAAGCCAUGAUGAAGACUCUCUCCAGUGGGAACUGCACACUCAGUGUCCCAGCUAAAAACUCUUAUCGGAUGGUUGUCCUUGGAGCAUCCAAGGUUGGCAAGAGCGCCAUUGUUGCUCGCUUUUUAAAUGGACGAUUUGAAGACCAGUACACACCGACCAUUGAGGAUUUCCAUCGUAAGCUCUACAACAUCAGAGGAGACAUGUACCAGCUAGACAUUCUAGAUACAUCUGGAAACCAUCCAUUCCCAGCCAUGAGGAGGCUGUCGAUUCUCACAGGUGAUGUGUUCAUACUUGUUUUCAGCAUAGACAACCGGGACUCCUUUGAUGAAGUUAAGAGGCUUAGAAAGCAGAUUCUGGAAGUCAAGUCUUGUGUCAAAAACAAAACGAAAGAGACCGGUGAAUUCCCUAUGAUGAUUUGCGGCAACAAAAGUGAUUAUGGUGAGCAUCACCGUAAGGUGAGAGCUGAAGAAGCGGAGCGCCUGGUGUCUGGAGAUGAAAACUGUGCUUACUUUGAGAUUUCUGCAAAGAAAAAUGUAAAUGUAGACAAAAUGUUCCAAGUCCUGUUUAGCAUGGCAAAACUGCCCAAUGAAAUGAGCCCAGCUCUCCAUCGGAAGAUCUCAAUGCAGAUUGGAGAUACAUUUCACCAGAAAUCUUUCAGGCUGAGAAGACUGAAGGAGGUAGAUGCUUAUGGCAUGGUCUCACCUUCAGCUAGACGUCCCAGUGUCAACAGUGACCUGAAGUACAUCAAGUCAAAAGUACUGGGAGAAGGACAAGGACGAGAUAGGGAGAAAUGCUCUAUUCAGUAAAGAUUCUGUUGUGCUGGGGGCAUCCCAAAGUGCCUUUUCAGUUGAGAGGACUGUGAAUGGAGAACAUUCAUUUUGGCAAUAUUAUGCCUGCUUGUCCUGAGCUUUGUCCUGCUCAGUAGAACAAAAUCCUAAUUCCUUGCUUUACAAUUAUUUAUUAAUUAAUGCCAAAGGAAGAGUUCACUUUGAAGCCUUUCACUAUACUGGCAGAUCAGUGGAUGGUUAUAGAUGGUGUCAACACCAACUUGAAGAAACUGCACAACUCUACCGUUUCAUUACAAUUCAGAGAUUUAUCUGAUUAUUUAAAAGAAUGAACUGAAAUUUAAACAGUAUAUGGACAUUUGGUUAGAGAUUUGAUAGUUACAUUCAUGCCCCUAACCUUUAGUGAAAGGAUUUCUCUGGACUCUUUGCAAUGUCUCCGCCUGGUUUUCCAAAGAAUUAAAGUAGAAUAGAUGAAGUUAUACUUGAAAUAUUCCCCAUUUCCAAGGUAGUGGACAUUAACAAACACUGACCAUGUAAAUUAAGCCAUUUUGUUUGUGGUUUGCUGCAUGUGAGCCAAUGAACAUUUUUGUUUUUGUGAUUGUGAACUUCAGCCAUGAAGCUUCUGUACAACAGCAGAAGUCAAGACUUAUUUCAAUCAUUCAGUCUCCACUGUCCUGGGGAACACGUUGCAGCUGUUUAAGCACCGGAUGGGAAAUUGGACAGUGGAGUUUGUGAUCAAAAUGCAGCUUUUAAGGACCAAAAACAGAACAACUUAUUUUGAUUUCUUUUAUUGAAAAAAACAUAGUCCCAGUAUAGACCCUUUAGGCCAUGCAUUAGGACAACCCCCCCCCCACCAAUAUAAAGACAUAAAUCAUUCAGCUAAGAUGGAAAUAUUGAACCUAGUUAGUCUGUUUGGGCAAUGCAACAGUGGAACCAUGUUUCAGCAUAAUUGACAAUAUUUUAGAAUACUUUUGUUUUGGUCAUAUCAUAAGGUUGAUUAAACUGUAUUUUGUUUUUAAUAUCAAGUAUAAUGUGUGUACAUUUGUCUUUUCUUGGUGCAUUCUUUACAGCUGUAGAGCUGUAUCCAAAAAAGUGACAUCAGAGUGCAGCACUGGAGCACUUUGUAAAUCUACCUCAUAUUACACUUAUGACAUCAGUGGGCACUGUAAGUAGCUCUAGGGUAGUGCUGGUAUUAAAUGGAUAAUAUUAUCAACAAUAAAGCGUAUUUGUUCUGAAAAA